Molecule: messenger RNA, 1009 nt
Organism: Selaginella moellendorffii
Lineage: Eukaryota; Viridiplantae; Streptophyta; Lycopodiopsida; Selaginellales; Selaginellaceae
Product: crossover junction endonuclease MUS81-like
Exons: 4
Coding region: 217-504 (95 amino acids)
Biological process (GO): DNA catabolic process; mitotic intra-S DNA damage checkpoint signaling; double-strand break repair via break-induced replication
Cellular component (GO): nucleus; Holliday junction resolvase complex
Molecular function (GO): crossover junction DNA endonuclease activity; 3'-flap endonuclease activity
Source: RefSeq, a predicted model, not a curated record
CGGUUAAUUUAUCUUAUUGAGGGCGAUCCAAAUCUGAUAGACGGCGCGGAAAGCAUUAAAACUGCAGCUCUGACAACCGAAAUACUUGAAGGAUUCGACGUCCAGAGGACACGAGACACUCACGACACAAUAAGCAGAUAUGGAGAGCUUACGAAUGCAAUCAACAGGCGUUACAGCGGUGAGACAGGUGGCUUGUCUGGUGAAAGCAAGCGAUGCAUGAGCUACCAGGAGUUCCUGGAGCACUGCAGCGACGUCGAGAAGGAAAGAGUGAGAGAUGUGUUCGGGGUGCAACUCAUGCAAAUAAGGCAUGUAACGGAGGACAUAGCUCUUUCCAUCCUGGACAGGUAUCCAACUGUGUUGGCUCUGGCUCAAGCAUACACUGCGCUGGAAGGAGAUGUUUCCAAACAAAAGAAUCUUUUGACAGGGCUUGGGAUUCUAAACAAGAACAAAUCCAUUAGCAGUGUAGUGAGCAGAAACGUUUACAACUUUUUCUGGGCUCCAUGACGAUUUUUCUACUUGCAACCGUUGGCUAAAGGAUAGUAUACAGCUCUUUUGACUCCCUCAAAUCACAUUAUAACCCAGGCUGUGAUCUUGCGAGCUCACACCGAGGUCAGCAAACAAGAUAACCUGUUUCCUCAUUAAUGAAGCUUGCAUUUCGUGCAGGCAUAGAAAUCUAGUCUGGUAUCUAUUUAACGCCGCUGAAAGUUGAAGUGCUUGAUGCAAAACGCGAAGACGAGGAUAGAAAGGAUGACAAAUGCCACAUGCACGCCGGCCAUGAGGCCCAGAAAGUCGUAGCGAAAGUUGAACCGGUCCCUGAUAAAAUCCUCCACUCGGACUGGUGCUUGCUCUGGUAUUUGCAUGAAGGAUUUCACGUCUCCGAGCUGGGAAGUUAUCAAGCCGUAUAGAGUCCAUGCAACGGGAGAAAUCCAGUAAUACCACUGCCACCACACGGGGAUUUGCUGUAUCGGUACAAAGCAAAACAUGUUAACGAAGUAAGUAUUUUCCAGUC